AUGUCGUCCAGCUCGCCGCCGGGCGAGCCCCGGAGCCGCAGCCUGGGCCGGCUGUCGCUGCCCAGGAGAGGCAGCAUGACGCCCGGCAAGAAGGCGGCGGCGCUGGAGCUGGCCGAGAGCGCCCCGAACGCCCACUACGCCCCGCUGGCGGCCGCGCAGGGCGGGCAGGCGCCCGCGGGACGCGGCCCCGAGCGGGAGCGGGAGCGGGCGCCGCGGCUGCGGAGCGAGGUGGUGGUGGUAAGCGCCGACUGCCCGCGGCCCCCCGUCAGCCUGGACCCCCGCGUCUCCAUCUACAGCCUCCGCAAGCCCCUGCUGAGCCGCAGCAGCGUCCAGGGCAGGGUCUACAACUUCUUGGAGCGGCCCACGGGAUGGAAGUGCUUCGUGUACCACUUCACCGUCUUCCUUAUUGUGCUGAUAUGCCUUAUCUUCAGCGUGCUUUCUACAAUCGAGCAGUAUGCAGCCCUUGCCACAGGGACAUUAUUUUGGAUGGAAAUUGUGUUAGUGGUGUUCUUUGGAACAGAGUACGUGGUUCGGCUGUGGUCAGCAGGGUGCCGCAGUAAAUACGUGGGGAUAUGGGGAAGGCUGCGCUUUGCUAGGAAGCCUAUUUCAAUCAUUGAUUUAAUUGUAGUUGUUGCUUCCAUGAUAGUUCUUUGUGUGGGCUCUAAAGGUCAAGUCUUUGCAACCUCUGCUAUCAGGGGCAUCCGUUUCCUGCAGAUUUUGCGGAUGCUGCACGUUGACCGUCAGGGCGGUACCUGGAGGCUGCUGGGGUCAGUGGUGUUCAUACACAGACAGGAACUGAUAACUACACUCUACAUUGGAUUUCUGGGCCUGAUUUUUUCCUCUUAUUUUGUGUACCUGGCUGAGAAAGAUGCUGUAAAUGAUUCUGGAGAAACGGAGUUUGGCAGCUAUGCAGAUGCCCUGUGGUGGGGAGUAGUGACUGUUACAACUAUUGGCUAUGGAGAUAAAGUGCCACAGACCUGGAUAGGAAAGACAAUUGCAUCUUGUUUUUCAGUGUUUGCAAUCUCAUUUUUUGCACUGCCUGCGGGAAUUCUUGGUUCAGGCUUUGCCCUAAAGGUACAACAGAAACAAAGACAGAAGCAUUUCAACCGUCAGAUUCCAGCUGCUGCCUCACUCAUACAGACUGCAUGGAGAUGCUACGCUGCAGAAAACCCAGACUCUUCUACAUGGAAAAUAUACAUUCGAAAACCUGCCAGGAAUUAUCAUCUGCUCUCACCCAGUCCAAAACCAAAGAAAUCGGUGAUGGUUAAAAAGAAGAAAUUUAAGUUAGACAAGGACAAUGGGCCUUCUUCUCCAGACAGGAUGUUGGCUAUACCACACAUCACUUACGACCACGUGGCAGAGGACAGGAAACCUGAUUUCAGUUUUGAGCCAUUUGAAAAUUCUGUGAAAAAGAGCCCAGCGUUCCUAGAUGUGAACACAGGAGCCUUCAUCAGGACCAGCAGCUUCGCCGAUGAGCUUGACCUGGAGGGCGAGACUCUGCUGACCCCAAUAACUCACAUCUCCCAGCUGCGGGAACACCACCGUGCUGCCAUCAAGGUGAUUCGGAGGAUGCAGUAUUUUGUGGCAAAAAAAAAGUUCCAGCAAGCCAGAAAGCCCUAUGAUGUCCGAGAUGUUAUUGAGCAGUAUUCUCAGGGCCACCUCAACCUGAUGGUGCGAAUCAAGGAGCUGCAGAGGAGGUUGGACCAGUCCAUAGGAAAACCAUCUCUUUUUAUCUCUGUCUCAGAGAAAAGCAAAGAUCGAGGAAAUAACACGAUUGGUGCCAGGCUGAACAGAGUGGAGGACAAGGUCACACAAAUGGACCAGAAGCUGAACCUCAUCACGGACAUGCUGCAUCACCUGGUUUCCCGUCAGCAGGGGGAUCAGGGCAGCAACAGAUCAUCCCAGAGAGCCAACAGCAACAUCAGCUCAGAGCUUUUCCACCCCAACAACACUCUGCCCACCUACGAGCAGCUGACAGUCCCGGGAGGGAAUGAAGAUGACAUAUCCUGACGUGGUGCCAGCCUGGGUUGGGUUGUUCCUACUUUUCUCCUCUGGACAGGACUGAGUGUUGAGAACCUGGGGGAAAUGAAGUUCAUCAGCCAACCAAGAAAUCGUGCAACUGCUGUAUCCACACCACUAGUCUCAAACAUGCUCUUCUGAAGUUACCCACAGUAGCCAAAGGAUUGCCAGGCUGUCUUCCACUAGGCAAAACUUCCAGAAGCUCCACGUUGAUUUUGUUCCUAAACAAAUGAUCACAACUUAUUAUUUCUCAAAAAGACCAAAAUUAUGUCAAGACAGGCAAAAUGGCAAGGAUUUAGAGCUCCUGUAAUAAUAAUAAUGAUAAUAAUAGUAAUAAUAAUAUUCUAAUAAUACUUGAACUUAGAUGGAGAAAAAAAUGCAUUCUGUUUAUGAAUCUGCAGAUAGCAAUUUAUUUCUACUACUAAGGUUUUUAAAACAAACUAGGAUAACUUAUGUUGUUUUUAUUGUAUAAACAUACACUAACAUUCUAGACAAUAACAAACCACAUACUGAAUGAUUUUCUUUUUCUGUUUUCUUUUAGUGUUAUUACAUAAACAGUUAUCAGAUAAUGACCAGAUUUUUAAAAUCUGUUUUUCUUCAGGGAGGAACUAAUCCUUAAUCUGGAACAAUACUAUUUAUAGUGGAAAAUGCUAUAGAUUUUCUAAGAUAUCGGUUUUUCAUGGGUUUUUCAGUAAAGUAUUAUAUAGCAAAAAAUCAUUCUGCUUUCUAGAAAAUUGUUGCCAAAGAAUUUGUAUAUAAAUAGAAAACAGUGUUCUGAAUGUACUUGUCCUGAGCAUUUUAAAAGGAAGGCUUUCUACUUCUUAAAUCUAUUGGGUUUUAGCUCACAGAUGCCACAAAUAAUACAAGAGGCUGAAAUGGCUGGACUUCACUGGUCAAGUGUUUGAGCUGGCCACUCACAGAACAUCCAUAAUCCUUGCAGGAGUCGAGGCUUCAGUUCAGGAAAGCAUUUCUAAUCCACACAGCACAUAUGACAAUGUUAAUGUUUUCAUGGAUAAUGCCUUGAGAAACUCCCCACAAGAGUCAGUUGGUAUUGACAAGUGCUGCUCUUUAUUUAGAGAAUUGAGGGCCUCUGCUACACCCCAUGGGGCUGAACCACACUGCCCCACAUGAUGACUGCAAUGAAACCAACAGUGUUGGCUCAGUGUGAGUUCUCACACAACGUGAGCAGGAGUUGGGCUUUGAUUACUAAGGCUGAAAUUACUAAGGCCUUGGUAGGACUCAGCACCUGAAUCCUACCAGUCUUUAAAACUGACAGCCUCAGGAAAAGCUCUUUAGUCCAACGUGCUGCUAGUGGUAGCUCAAACUGCUGGGGAAACAAGAUGUAGAGAGAUUGAUCAGCUCUUGCACUUUGAUCAUCCUCCACAUUCAGUGCACCCUUACUGCAGAGCCUGUACCCCACAGUGGUCUCUCUCUCCUGGGGGAUGCCCUAAAGCCUCAUCCCUUGGCACAGCAGUUAAUAUAUUACCAGUCUUUUGACCAAUAUUACCCAUCUGAAAUACUGAUGCAUAAUGAAUGAGAUCACAGGGAACCUUCUCAUAGGGAACUCCCACAUUCUGAGCUUUCUUUCCAACAUUUCAUCUGUUUGACUUGUACUGCAGAAAAAGCCCUGUAUUAAAUAUCCUGUAUUUAA
Molecule: messenger RNA, 3670 nt
Organism: Sturnus vulgaris (Common starling)
Lineage: Eukaryota; Metazoa; Chordata; Aves; Passeriformes; Sturnidae
Gene: KCNQ1
Product: potassium voltage-gated channel subfamily Q member 1
Biological process (GO): potassium ion transmembrane transport
Cellular component (GO): voltage-gated potassium channel complex; membrane
Molecular function (GO): voltage-gated potassium channel activity
Source: RefSeq, a predicted model, not a curated record